Messenger RNA from Cavenderia fasciculata, 993 nucleotides. Its product is annotated as WH2 domain-containing protein. NCBI's taxonomy places the organism in Eukaryota, Evosea, Eumycetozoa, Acytosteliales, Cavenderiaceae. The transcript has 3 exons. The record is from RefSeq and is a predicted model, not a curated record. Gene Ontology annotation, molecular function: actin binding. The coding region runs from base 1 to 993 and encodes 330 amino acids.
AUGCCACCACCACCACCACCACCCCCUAAAGCACCACCUCCACCAGUCUCUACUCCACCAAAGAGUUCUGAUCGUAAUGCAUUAUUGAACUCUAUUCAUAAAGGUGCAAAGUUGAAAAAGACUUCAACCAAUGAUAGAUCUGCUCCAGUCACUGUUGCACCAAAAGGAGGUGCAGGAGGAGGAGGAGGACCAAUGGGUAUGCCAGGAGGAGGUAUGCCAAGACCUCCAAUGGGAGGUGCUAAACCAAUGGGAGGACCACCAAUGGGAAGAGCACCAGCACCAUCAUCAUCAUAUGACGAUGGAGGUAGUAGCGGAGGAGGAGGUACACCACAAUUGGGAGGAUUGUUUGCAGGAGGCAUGCCAAAAUUAAAACCAUCAGCUCCAGGUGGCCCAGUAAAGAAACCACCUCCAAUGUCAUCACCAUCAUUCCAACCAGCACCGCCCCCAGUCUCAUCGACUCCACCACCACCAUCAUUUGGUAAGCCACCACCAUCAUUUGGUAAACCAGCUCCACUUGGUGCUGCUCCACCAACAUUUGGCAAACCACCUCCACCAGCAUUCAAACCACCAACAUCCCAACCACCUCCACCACCAAUGUCUGCCAAGCCACAACCACCUCCACCAGCCUUUGGCAAGCCACAACCACCCCCACCAACCAGUAGACCACCCCCACCACCAUCCAGACAAUCAUCUACCCCAAACAAUGACGAAGAGUUGAGACAUGCCCUCAGCCAAAUCCAAGAUUUGGAAAAUCAACUAAAUAGAGCCAAUCAAAGAGUUAAACAAUUGGAACAAGAACUUAGUCAAAAACAAAAUGCUCCUGCUGCUAAAGGAAGAAAGGCAGUUGCACUUUAUGAUUAUGAAGCUGAUGCUGUUUUGGGUGAUUUGACAUUCAAGGCAACUGAAACUAUUUAUGUUACUGAAGUAAAUGGUGAUUGGUGUACUGGUGAAAAGACUGGUUCAUUCCCAACUGCUUUUGUUCAAUUUUCUUAA